UCACUUAAAUCUCAGAAUUUUUAUAUUUAUUUUUCUUUUAUUCUCUCUCUUUCUUAUUGAUAAUUUUGGAACAGAAGUUUUCUUACUUAAUACAUUUAAAAAACAGUAUUAUAUAAUUUAAUUUUAAUUACAUAAUUAUAUAAUUAUUACUAAAAUCAAGUGCUUAUAAUUAUUUUUCCUAGCAGACGAAAAAAUAUUACUAUAUCAUCGGAUCAUCCUUAUAAACAAACAACGAUCUCAAUGGAAAUAGAAAUGGGCGAAUAAUCACAUGUGAUCGAUAUCGAUAUCGAUAUCGAGCCUAUACUCGAAAAAAUAUAAAAAAUGACUGUCUAGCGUCCCGUCACAGACGUAUGGAAGAGGUUUCCUUUUGUGAGAAUGCCUCAAAUCAUGGCAGAGGCAUUCGCGAGAGGGCUGCUAGACAAGAUAAUGAUAGAAGUUCUGGACGUUAUAGAUCGCAACGCGCAGAACGAGAAAUCAUGGGGAUACCACGAGGAAACAGGCGAUGCCCGAUCGGAAUACCUAUGCGACGAAUCACAAGUGCACGAACGUACCCGCACAAAUUAUAGCAAGGCCGAAGAAAUGGAAUUGAUCGCGAAGAUAGUCAACGGCUUGCGCGACAUACAGAUCGGAGACUCGCGUUACGUACUGCCGCCUUCAUUGUUGGAGAAACAGGUGAAGUGCGCCACAUGCACCGUUGACACGUCACCUGCAAAUCCGGCGACCGAUGUGACCGAAGCUCAGCGCACGACUCAGGGUCAAGGCGACAUACAUCAGAUUGUGCACGCAGCGGUCCUCGAGUCGCCAACCGAGCCUACGGAGUUGUCGGAGUUGAACCGGAAAGAGAAAGAAGCCGAGACCAGGGAAGCGACCACCGUGUCCGUCGGCCUGCUGCAUCAGCUGAUAGAAGAACUAGAGACUAAGGCAGUUCCGACCAGCUCCAAGAACGAUGCCCUGUUAGAUUCAACCAGCAAGGAACGUUUCUUAGUUUGGGAGGAGAAGGAGGAACAGCUUAUCAGGACUAUCGAGGGCAAUGUUGGCGACACGCAAGAGAUCACGACGAAGACUCCUCGAGAGAGUGAGUUUGCGACGAGCCGCUUCCGCAUCGUCAAAGUGAAUCACGAGGACGAGCUGGAGCCCCGCUCGAGUCAGCACGUGACGUCCGCUUUGGGAGAAGUCGACCUCGAGGAGAUUCAUAUCGAGGAACGCGAUUCGAACCCGACAUCGUCGUCGAAGCUACCGUGUGACGACGCCACAAUGGAGCGAAUUCUGCCCGUCGACGCGAAGAAGCGAAAGGCGUUUGGCGAUGCAAAGACGAAGACGAGGAAGAAAGGCCUCGGCAGCAGAUUGAGGCGGUUUUUCCGCGUCGCUUUCGGCCGCCGGGAAAAUUAAAGUGCGAGGAAGGGAAUGUUACUUCGCGAUCUACGUCGAGCGCAACGAUGGCCGAAACAAAUCCCCGUUCUCGUACGCGGAGCAGCUUCUCAGUCACGCAUUUUUCAGGCGGACAGCAUGUCGCUUGUCCGCGAAUCCAGCGAGUAAAAAUAACCGACCCGACAUAGUCACCGGUCGGUAUUCGUAACUUCGGCGUCCCUUACGACUUAAGCACGACGCAAAUUAUUCUGUACAUUCCUAAACGGUAAUCGCAAGUGUUGUUCCAGCGUGCAAAAUCCUGUAAAAUACAACAUCUGAUGAUCUCACAUUGCAUGUCAUGUUCUUGCGGCCUAGAUAGAAUAUUGCGAUUUAGCGGGGAAUUGCUGAGCGAUUUCGUAGGGAACAAAACGAAGGGAACAAUAGUUGCAGAGUCUGAUGUUGCGGACGUCGAAGGCCGAAUAUUUUUGCCUGACACGUCCACGAGACGCUGCAGAUCUGGCAACCCUGACACGACGUCGUCGUCGACGUCGAAACCCCCAUUUAUCGUAGCCGGAAGAGGCAACUGGUCGACUCAUGCCUCUCGAACUGUUUUUGGACCGC
Molecule: messenger RNA, 1968 nt
Organism: Ooceraea biroi (clonal raider ant)
Lineage: Eukaryota; Metazoa; Arthropoda; Insecta; Hymenoptera; Formicidae
Source: RefSeq, a predicted model, not a curated record